Messenger RNA from Electrophorus electricus (electric eel), 1632 nucleotides. It is a transcript of the gene cldn5a, whose product is annotated as claudin 5a. Lineage: Eukaryota; Metazoa; Chordata; Actinopteri; Gymnotiformes; Gymnotidae. Gene Ontology annotation, cellular component: membrane; bicellular tight junction. Gene Ontology annotation, molecular function: structural molecule activity. The record is from RefSeq and is a predicted model, not a curated record.
CUGUUACCCUUCUGCCACUCGCUGCCUCGUACAGAAAGUCCGUUAGUCGGCGCGAGUCAUAACGUGACGAUGUACACAUGAGCGACACCUCCGUUUGCUUUUGCUCGCAGAAAAAAACAACAAAACACCGCAACGCGGACUGAAGCUCAAAGAGAAGUCUGCCCGUGCUGAAAAGUGGAUUGUUUCACAGCUAUCCGAUUUACAGGGACAGAUAUUUUUUUAACGAAAGAAAAUGGCCUCCGCGGGUCUGGAAAUUUUGGGUUUAGCGUUGUGCGUUAUUGGCACGUUGCUGGAAAUGAUCGCGUGCGGACUGCCGACGUGGAAGGUAACCGCGUUCAUUGAGGCGAACAUCGUGGUGGCGCAGACCAUCUGGGACGGACUGUGGAUGUCCUGCGCGGUGCAGAGCACGGGGCAGAUGCAGUGCAAGAUUCACGAUUCCAUGCUCGCGCUCACCCAUGACCUCCAAGCCGCGCGGGCUCUCACCGUCAUCUCCUCCGUGCUGUGCGUAAUCGGGCUCAUGGUGGCGAUCGCCGGUGCCCAGUGCACCAACUGCAUCCGGACAGAUAGCGUAAAAGCGCGCGUCGUCAACGUGGCUGGGGUGAUCUACAUCGUCAGUGGGGUAUUCGUGCUCGUCCCUCUGUGCUGGAUGGCCAACAACAUCAUUUCGGACUUCUACAACCCGCAGGUGCCCACAGCCAAGAAGCGCGAGAUCGGGGCCGCGCUGUACAUCGGUUGGGCGGCCACGGCGCUUCUUCUCCUGGGAGGAUCGAUGCUGUGCUGCUCCUGUCCGUCCACGGGCGCCACGGGCUACUCCGUAAAUUAUGCUCCCACAAAAAGAGCCACGUCUAACGGGGACUAUGACAAGCGGAAUUACGUGUAAAUGUGUAUUUGGUAACCCUCUUGUAGAUUUUCCAACUAAACGUAAAUGUAAACGACUUACUGUCUUUUUUUACGCAUCACGGACGCUACCGAGUGGCACACCAUGGACUUGUUUCUACUGUUUCAGAAAUGCGCAUUUUGGAAGAUUAAAACAGACAACAGCACCGCUAAUUUUAGGUACCUUGCAUUCAAUCUAAGCCACAAUCAUUCACAUGAUUUAAACUUUAGCUGAGUCGACCAGAGUUGUUUAUCCGAAUGUUUUAUUAUGUUUUUAUUUUUUACUGUAUUAUUAUUCGUUUAAUUGUCUUGGAGGGUUAGCGGUGACGGUGUAGUUAUUAUAUAGGCUAGAUGUAUUCGGGAAUCUGAUUCUGCACAGGGCUAAUUUACAGAUAUUACUUAUUCACGCCGCCAUGGAUGCAGGCGGAGAAGGCAGAGUUUCAUGGCUGCUUUUAAUUUACCAGCAACCGUUCAGCUGCUCGACAUCCAGAUGAAUAGGAGGUGUCGGUAGCACCUGGUCUAUAGUCCAAACCUAGCAGGGAGCAAUUUACCUUUCAGUUUGGAAAUAUUUUUGAUGGACGACUGUUGUCGGUGUCGUAUAUUGCUGAGUCAUCACUUUAUACGAGCCUUUACCGAUACCAAAAGCUGUCUGCAGUAGGCUACGUCUAGUUUGGCUGAAACAUCUAUUUUUGUAACUUUUAAAACGUGUCUGUGUGUUCCGAAUUUUGUUUUGAAUAAACACUGAUGGCGAUGUUA